UUGUAGACUAUAUAAAGCCCAUUAAUCCUAACUAGAUUAUUUUUCUUUAAUAAUUCGUUUUUUCCCUAAAAUAGGUUAAAAACCGUGUCCUCUCUACUCUCUCUCUAUAUAUACGUGUCCGUCAAGCCUCAGAUAACACGGAAACAAAACUCAAUAGGUCUUGUCUGCGCGAAUACGAGGUUGUCUAUUCGUGAUUGAGAUGGAGAAAGAGACCUGGAAGGAAGAUUUGUGCGUGGAGGCGAAGAAUCAUCGUGAUCGAAGUAAGGAGCAGAGGAAGGGAAAAGGUUCGGAGAAGGAGAGGCGCAAGAGACGGUGUGAUAGGGUUAGGGAUGUUGAUUCUGAAGAUGAGUACGAUCGAUACGUUGGUGAACGGAGGAGGGAGAAGGGAAGAGAACGCCGAGGACAUGAGAGAGAUAGAGGCAAAGAUCGGAAGAGAGGUAGAGAAGAGAGCGAUGACGAUGUCAAGCGUGGCUUGAAACGUGGAAGAAAAGAGAGUGUUGAUAGCCGAACUAGAAGGCAUGGAGAGGACAAUGGUGAGAAGGAAGACAAAGUAGAGGAUGUGGAUGAGGAGGUUGAGAAACAGAGGAGGAGAUUACACGAGUGGCAAGAGUUGAAGAGGAAAAAGGAAGAAGCUGAGAGUAAGUCUUGGACUCUUGAAGGAGAAUCUGAUGAUGAAGAAGGAUCUCUGCAAACAGAAACGAAUGUUAAUGUCUCUGUCGCGGAGAAUGAAGAGGUAAUUGAUCCUUUAGAUGCUUUUAUGAAUACUAUGGUUUUACCUGAGGUUGAGAAGCUUAGCCACGCUUCUGCUUCUCCUCUAUGUGUUUUGGACUCUAAGAAGAACGUUAAUAAAUCAGCCCUUGGUUGGAUCAUCCAAGGUGAAGAUUCUGAUUCUGACUAUUCAGACACAAACAAUGAUGAUGACCAAGACGACGAGGACCUCAUGAAGAAACUAAAGAAGACAAAAGGAGAUAAACUUACUCUUAUUGACCAUUCAAAAACAAACUAUGAACCGUUCCGGAAGAACUUCUAUAUCCAAGUGAAAGACAUCUCAAACAUGACAGAACAAGAAGUCAACACUUACAGAACAGAACUAGAGAUAGAAGUCCACGGAAAAGACGUACCAAGGCCCAUCAAAUCCUGGCACCAAACCGGCCUAACCAACAGAAACUUAUCCACAAUAAAGAAGCUUAACUUUGAAAAGCCAACGCCUGUCCAAGCACAAGCACUCCCAAUCAUCAUGUCCGGCCGAGACUGCAUAGGAGUUGCAGAAACAGGUUCAGGCAAAACCCUCGGAUUCGUUUUACCAAUGCUAAGACACAUCAAAGAUCAACCUCCCGUUGAACCCGGAGAUGGACCCAUUGGGCUUGUAAUGGCACCUACUAGAGAGUUAGUCCAGCAGAUUCACAAAGAUAUCAAAACUUUUGCAAAGUCAUUAGGUAUAAGAUCUGUGGCUGUGUAUGGAGGUUCAGGAGUUGCUAAACAAAUCAGUGAGCUUAAGAAAGGUAGUGAGAUUAUAGUCUGCACUCCUGGUAGAAUGAUUGAUAUUCUCUGCACAAACAGUGGGAGAGUCACUAAUCUUGGAAGAGUCACGUUUCUUGUAAUGGAUGAAGCUGAUCGUAUGUUUGACAUGGGCUUUGAGCCUCAGAUUACUCGUAUUACUCAAAACAUAAGACCAGACCGUCAAACUGUUCUGUUCUCCGCCACUUUCCCUCGUAAAGUUGAAGCUUUAGCGCGUAAAGUCUUGAACAAGCCUGUGAAGAUACAGGCCGGUGUAAGGAGCGUUGUGAAUAAGGAUAUAACACAGUUUGUUGAGAUCAAAUCAGAGAGUGAGAAGAGGCCUAGACUUGUGGAGCUUAUUGAGGAAUGGUAUGAGAGAGGGAAGAUCUUAGUCUUUGUUGGUUCACAGGAGAAGUGUGAUAAUUUGUAUAAUGAUUUGAAGAACAAAUGUGGAUACCGUUGUCAAGCUCUCCACGGAGGUAAGGAUCAGAUUCACCGUGAGGUGGCUAUAUCUGAGUUUAAGGGAAGUGUGUGUAACUUGUUGGUUGCUACAAGCGUUGCAGCUAGAGGUUUAGAUGUGAAGGAGCUUGAGUUGGUUGUGAACUUUGACGCUCCGAAUCAUUAUGAAGAGUAUGUGCAUCGUGUUGGCAGGACAGGGAGAGCAGGGAGGAAGGGAUGUGCUGUGACGUUUGUGUCUGAGGAUGAAGCAAAGUAUGCACCAUAUUUAGUCAAGGCGUUGGAAUGGUCUGAGCAGGUGGUUCCUGAUGAGUUGAAGUUAAUGGCUGAUGGUAUUAUGGAGAAAGCUCAUGGAAGUGGUUAUGGUGGUAAGGGUUUUAAGUUUAAUGAAGAGGAAGAUGUUAGGAAAGCAGCUAAAGAGGCACAAGAGAAGGAGGAUGGUGUUGAGGAAGAAGACAAGUCUGAGUUGGAAGAUGAGAAUGUUGUUGUAGUAAGAAAGGCUGUUUCUGCUAUGCUACAAAGUUUUGUAAUGCCUCAACAACGCUAUGAAGCUGAGCUGGAGAUUAAUGAUUUCCCACAGAAUGCUCGUUGGAAGGUGACACGUAGAGACACUCUUGGCUUGAUAUCAGAUUGGUCUGGAGCAGCUAUUACUAUUAGAGGACAGUUUUUCAUGCCGGGACGUAUGGUGAGGCCUGGAGAGAGGAAGCUUUACUUGUUUAUUGAAGGGCCUAGCGAGGAAUCUGUUAAGGCGGCUAAAGCUGAACUCAUGCGUGUUGUUAAUGACGUUACUAAUCAAGCCUUGUCGUUUCCUGGAAGAUCACAAGCUUCAAGACAAGAGGGUUGCUGUUAUGUACUUAAGAGUGUUCUUGAACUAGAACAAGAAGUCUUACGACUUCUCCAAGGGAACACUCCUUAA
Messenger RNA from Eruca vesicaria subsp. sativa (arugula), 2869 nucleotides. NCBI's taxonomy places the organism in Eukaryota, Viridiplantae, Streptophyta, Magnoliopsida, Brassicales, Brassicaceae. The record is from the annotation of a GenBank genome assembly.